Gadus chalcogrammus (walleye pollock) is the source of this 3977-nucleotide messenger RNA. RefSeq lists its product as uncharacterized. Gene Ontology annotation, molecular function: protein binding. The record is from RefSeq and is a predicted model, not a curated record. The transcript has a single exon. Bases 290 to 1198 code for a protein of 302 amino acids. Lineage: Eukaryota; Metazoa; Chordata; Actinopteri; Gadiformes; Gadidae.
CCCCUGUCGGUAAAAGGGGAGCAUGAGUUUGUAACUGCUAGCGCAUGCGCAGUUUCGUGAUACUGCAGAGGAACGACCUGUUUACAAUGCAGUUCAAUGUGUGAUUGUGUUAGCAGGAAUGUAUGCUCGAAUGAGUUUAUAAAGGGUGUGUCAGCUUUCCAUGUCCUCGCCCUGCUUGUGCAAUCGUUAAAAUAGCAGUUAUUCGAGUUAGCAUGUCGUUAUAGCGCACCAUUAAUAUAUUUCGGAAAGUUUUAAGGACAACUCCAGAGGCGGGUCGCUGGGCACAGCAAUGGCGUUGUCCACCAACAUCCCCGGGAUGCAGAUCAAUGACAACAAGCCACGGAAGUACUUCUCGCUACUAUUCUACCAGGCCGUGCGGGACCUCAAACCCGUGUGGAUGUUGGAGGACAUGCGGACCAUGGAGACGUUUUACCAGGAGGUCGACGACACCCAAAGAACUUACAACCCGUCCGAGGCACUGCUGUACGCCAUAGUGCACGACCACCAGCCGUACGCCCGUUACUUGCUGAGCCACUACACCGACGAGGCGCUCUCUCGGCCCGGGGAGCGGUUCUGCUGCUGCCCCUCGUCAGCCCCACAUCUGGCAAUGACUGUUCGCUACGACAGGCGGUACAUCUUGGGUCUCAUCCUGCAGGAAGUGCAUCGCACCAAGCCGAGCAUCCCUUCCUACACGCGCCAGGGGGGAUGUCUGCACGCAGAUGACGGCAAAACGCCACUUCACUUGGCGUGUGAACUCGAGCGCCCCGAGGCUGUCACUAUGCUCCUCGGCAACGGUGCGUCCCCGUGCGUGGAGGACCACCAGGGCAGGACCCCGCUAGACGUGCUGCUGGCACGCUUCAGGGAGCCCAGCAAUGUGACACCGGCGGAAAGAAGACGAACUCUGGACAACUUGUUGAUGUUCAUGCCCGCCGGGUGUCACUUCAAAAUGAAAGGCGUUCUCGGCAAGGAGCCGGACUUCUGGUCCAAGGCUCUAGGCGAGGCCACCUUUCAGUACCUGGUGGGGAAGACCCCCGCGGCGCUGGUCCUCUCCGCCAUGCAGACUGUUCUCCGACAAUUGAGCCCAGCGAGGUUUCCGGACAGCCUACUGGAGCUCCCCAUCCCGUCCUCACUGAAGCCGCUCAGUUUAACCCCCUGUUCCGGUCCUUCCCGCGAGAGAUCGAGGAUGAGAUUUGUGUAGUAUAGUGUUGGCUGUUGACAUUUCAGCAGAGGCAAUUUGAUGUAGCGUUCAUAAUGUAUGCCUACCAUACGGCACUGUAGCCUACUGUAGGCCCACAGUCCCAAAGCCUGCAAUCAGCAUGAUGCUAGCCUAUACGACCAGCGUCAUGGGUUCAUCGUAUGAUAAAUUAAGAGUUUAGCCAUUGGCAGGCCUAUUUACAGAGAUGGUCUCCUUGAUUAUUAUUUUUAAGCCAGACUCUUUUGUGAUGUCAUUGAUCUUAACUAUGGUUCCCCCUAGCUUGUGUUGAUGAUGGAUAAAAAAAACGAUGCAAGUGGUUUCUCUCAUAAAUCCCUUUAAAAACAAAGUGAUCUGAAAUGUAUUUAACAUGAAGCCUUCAUAAUAUCACAUUGUAAGAUUGACAUAGGCCUAAUUCCAGUUUGUUAGGUGGUAUGCAGCACAAGUCUUCGGCUAGUAAUAAUGAGAACGAGGCAUAGAGAGAGAGAUUCAGACAGACAAUGUGUAAGAGAUAGAAAGAGUCCCUGAAUAAUAACGUAAGGGAAACAAUUGAGACACCUACGAUACACACUAUACCUUAGGCCCACCAACCAACAAGGCAAGACAGAGUGAUUAACUAGCACAUAACUUAUCAAAAAAAGUACAACACAUGCUCACAUAGGAAUGGGUCGGUACCUUGUUUAAAAAAAACAAGCAUUCAUAGAUGUCUGUGCACUAAAGGCACAACAAAAGACUAUGCAUAGUCAGGUAUUUCGAAAAGCAAGGAAACAUGGCCUGCCUCCAUGGGUUUAUUUUGCAUAAACCAACAUGGAAAGUAGAAACGGUUUCAACAUUUGAAGAGGAAUGUAAAUCCCUAAAAUAACUUAUUGAAAAUACAACUUAAUUAAGAGAUGCACUAGUGCUCACCACAGAAACAGGCAUCAACAAAACAUGCUAGAGGGAUGAACUAGUAUAUACUUAUCACAAAGAGUAUAACACAACACAUAGGGAUGGGGCGUUUCCUUGUUUGAAAAAAGGCCGAAUGGCACCUGAGGACAAGCCACGGCUCCGGUUCAGGGAGCCAUUUACAGGCCCAUUAAUACCCUUUCCAUUAAUGUUUGGAAUCAGGUUGUACGGUUUACUUUCGGUGCAAAAAAAAUUUACAUUUUCAAUCGAGCCAAGUUUAUUUAUGUUUGAUCGAUAGGGACAGAGCAGCCAUCAACAUCAGUAAAAACCUACAAGAUGUUAACAUGGCAACGUUUAGCAAAAGUGCUGACAUCCAGUCCUAGUACCAACAACAGAAACAUUAAAAGUAAAAAUAUAUAGGCCUACAGUACAAAGUAUAGACAGGUAUGGCAUGACAAUGAGUGGUCAGUGAUGUCCUAAAACCUUUUGAUCUCAUACUUGCAGAUUGAUAAAAUAAUUGUUGAUGACUUUGUUUUCAUGGCAAUUUAAUUAAGAGAUUGUAGAUCUAUUUUAGGAAUAAAUGAAAGCCAGGAAUAAAAAUAGGAAUAUUGACAGGACUCAUUUACAAACGAGAGACAUGUUCAUUAAAAAAUAAAACAAUCCAAACGAAUACAAUGUUAAUUGGCUUGAUAUAGAUGUUCUCGUCCUCCUCAUUACAGGCCGCUUGGUCAGCUUACGGCGUAAAGCAAGACGCAAGAGUCACCCAAUGGCUUCAGCUACUUUCGUGUAGCUGCUCUUUCGACACUAGGGGGUGACAAAUGUCCUAUAUUAAACACUUCUUGUUUUUUGUUCCAAUGCAUUUUUUUUUCAGUUGUAAAAAAGGGAAAUACCAUUAAUAAGAAAGAUAGAGUAAAAGGGUUUAAAUAAUGAGUGAAGAAGUUAAACAAAUAUUUAUUUGAAUGCAUUUUGAUAUAUAUUGAUAUAUAUUCAUUUUCUCAAUAAUUAGGCAAGAUUUGUUUUAGUUGGCUGCCAUGCAUCACCCAAGUGGGUGCUACACACUGGUUGUGGAUUGGCUACUAAAACCAAUAGGACAAUUCAUCUUUAAUAUAUGGUUAGCGAAGCCAAACAAAACAUAUUGAUAAAAUGCUGGAAGGCCGGCCUUCGUAGUCUGGGCAGGUUGGACAGAUCGUCUUUGAUGGCAUCGUGAAAAAAAAUCACUUCCUUUGCUUUGAGGUAUAGGGAUCGGUCAUCAGUGAGAUGGCAGCCAUCGAUGUUGAGGUGUUUCUUGCAGUCGUGAAAGUCAAACUUUAGGUCGUCCGGCCAGAACCAUAUCAGAAUGAGGGGUUUCUUUGCGACUUUUUGGACUGGAUUGUAGUGACGAUUUGCGUAACUUGGGAGGGGGAUGCAGUUACCAUUCUGAGUUGACUUUAUGAAUGUAAAAUACAAAGUCAAUAAUGUCCCCAGUGUAAAUAUCACGCCGCAUAAGAGCUGCAAACAUCCGGUCACCGUCGGUUUGGACGGGUUAGUCUCUACAAAACAAUAAAGGAAAAUUAAUAUUUUGUCAUAAAUAUGUCAAAAGGGGACAUCAGGCCAUGUCUCUUCAAUUUAAAUACAAUGAAUGCCUGACUGAUGAAGAUUGAUGGAUUCGGUUCAACAAAGCAAAUUACAUGUCAUGUAGUCCGAGAGUCCUACACGUAGCCUACUGCAGAGAACAUUUUUCUCAGUUUCCAUGAAGAGAAGUUCUGGAGUAGUUAAAACCAACCGAUCUAGAGAAUGCCAGUUACAGACAAUUCACGUCAACUCAAAGCCCGAAGAACCCGGCCAUGAACCGACAUUUGAGCGCUCUGUGCUUUUGGCCAUAUAUUGAAAAUACCUCAGCUAUUUAACUAUGGCAUCCAAU